UCUUAGAUAAAUUGUAUCGGCUAAUUCAGUUUCCUUCCGACCGCUCACUGUCGCGUUCGUAAAAUAAUGUGCGACAAGUGUUUGUGCUAAUUUCGACGUAUUACAAGAUGUUGAUAACUACAUUGCUCCUGGCAGCCACCUUAGCUACAGCCGAAGAUCUACCUCCAUCCUGUAAUAAACCUGUUUACUGCAACAGCAAGCUUCUUCAUCAUGUCCAAAUGAGUCGGAUUUUUCCCGAUUCCAAAACUUUCGUUGACCGCCACCUUCUUAAUGAUGAAGAGACCACUCUUUCCGCUUUCCAAGACCUUCUCGAUCAGACUAAUGAAAAUCCCACUGAGAAGCAAAUAAGGGAGUUUGUCGAUAAGUACUUUGACGAGAGUAGCGAACUGGAACCAUGGACCCCUCCAGACUUUAACUCGAACCCACAAUUUUUGUCCUCCAUCCGUGAUGGAGAAUUGCGUCAAUUCGCAAAAGAAAUUAACGACAUUUGGCCAACUCUUGGAAGAAAAGUUAAGCAAAGCGUCAUAGAAAAUCCAGAUCAAUACAGUUUUAUUCCCGUCACCCACGGAUUUGUUAUUCCCGGUGGACGGUUUACGGAGCUAUACUACUGGGACACUUACUGGAUCAUCGAAGGACUCCUCGUCAGCGGAAUGACGGAAACCGUUAAAGGAGUCCUCGAGAAUUUAAUAGAAUUAGUAAACAAACUCGGUCACAUUCCUAACGGUAGUAGAUGCUACUAUGAACAAAGAAGCCAGCCCCCGCUUUUGACAUCAAUGGUCUCCCUGUAUAUUCAAGCGACUAACGAUACUGAGUUCCUGAAAAAGAAUAUCGAUUCUUUGGAAGCCGAACUUAACUACUGGAUGGACACCCAAAUCUACACAUUUGAUAUUGGUGAUAAAGCGUAUACGUUACUUCGAUACUAUGCUGCAAGCGAAGGACCGCGACCAGAAUCAUACCAAGAGGACUACACAAGCGCGCAAAUUUUCGACAACGACGAACGAAAAACUCAGUUUUAUAUUGAUAUAAAGAGCGCAGCAGAGAGUGGAUGGGACUUCUCGACCCGUUGGUUCAUCAAAAAUGGAACUGACAAAGGCAACUUAACAGAUAUCCACGCUACAGAUAUUAUUCCUGUGGAUCUAAAUUCUAUAUUUGCAAAAGCGCUUCAAAAUAUGGCACAUUUCCAAGCCUUGAUAAGAAACUAUCGUAAAGUAGGCCAUUGGUCACGUCUCGCUUAUCAAUGGUCUAAUACCAUUGAGAAAGUGUUAUGGGACGAAGAGGACGGCUGCUGGCACGAUUGGGACUUGGUAAAUAAGAAAUUUCGAAAGUAUUUCUACCCUAUCAACAUUGCUCCUUUGUGGAUGGGUAUUACGGAUAAGAAGUUUGUUAUACAGAACGCACCACGUAUCUUAAAGUACUUGAAAGAAUCACACGGCCUGGAUUAUCCUGGCGGUAUUCCCACAUCAUUGGUGAAGAGUGGGGAACAAUGGGACUUCCCAAACGCUUGGCCGCCACUUGUAAGUCUGGCCGUGAAUGCUAUUGAAGCAUUGGAAUUGCCAGAGGCUAAAGACUUGGCGUUUCACGUGGCUCAAUCCUGGAUUAGGUCAUGCUACAAGGGAUUCUCAGACAACAAGCAGAUGUUCGAGAAGUAUGACGUGGAAGUCCCGGGAAGAAUUGGUGGAGGCGGUGAAUAUACAGUACAAACUGGCUUCGGGUGGUCCAAUGGUGUAGUUUUGGAGUUUUUGGCGAAGUAUGGUCAGAGGAUGUCUUUGUAUGACAUGAGAAAAGAGUCAAGUUAUCUAGUAGCGCCUCGUGAAGUUGGCGUGGAUGCUUCGAGUGAGGACUCUUCUAAGUCGGAUAGUUUGUGAUUGAGGAAGUAAUUAUGGUGGCAUUUAAAUAAUUGCAAAUAUUUAACCUAGUACCAGCUUAUUUACAAGUAUAUAAAAGUCCUACGUUUUUUUAGGAAUCAAUAGGCGUAGUUACCGUUUUAGUAAUUUUGAUUUUUUUGACAUAGCAAUACCGGAUUAGGUAAAAAUAGACGAACAAAUCAUUUUUAUAAUAGAUAUAAAAAGUAAAUACAAUUUUGACUUGAAUAUAACUUUACGUUCUUGUUUAUAAAUAUAUAUUUUUUGUUAAAUGAUUUUAAAAUAUUGUGCCAUUAAUGUUCUAAUUUAUUUAAAAAUAACUCUAAUUAUAUGACAUAACAUUUAUACUAUUUUUAAGUGAAUAUCCUGUAGUUAAAAUGUAAUAAUGAACCAUUUUUUAUAUAAGUGAAAAAAUUUAACUUAUGACGAAGAAACAUAAAUAUGUAUUUUGAUUUAGAAGUCCCUUUUUACCAUAUUAAAGAACUAGGAAAAUAAUAUAUUAGUGUUUUAUAGUUACCUCUACAAACUUAUUAAACGUAUGACGAGAAAUAAACGCCUUAGAUAUAAAAGGCCAGCAGUACUGAUGAAAGUGUAAUGUGUGAACAUUUUUUCUUAGGUUGGUUAAAAUCAUUUACGAUUUAUUAGUAGUUUUCAUUCUUUCCAUAGAUCUAUUUUAACGUCCGUGUUUAACAUGAAUUUCUACUAAUACAAAGCAAAAGGCUAAUAUUUUUUUGUUUGUAUUAGUAACUUUUUUCGCGCUACUUUGCUAGAGUUCUGGUUAGAGCAGUGUCUCCUAAACUUUUAUGUGCCAUAUCCACCUUAGGCUUUCUAAAAUUCUUAAGUCCCCCCCCCCCAUCUUCAACAGAUAUUUAAUACUAAAAAGAAAUGAAAGGUUUUAGAAAGAAAAUAGGAAAUUAUUAACGAAACACAGUAGGUAAAUUUUAAAACUGAAAUUCAAAUUUAUAAUAAUUUCAAUAAAUAAAAUCACUGGGUUAGAGGAAUUAUCCACUUAUCCUCUAACCCAAUUUGUAAUUUUAUUUUUUAUUUUUAAGUCAAUUAGAUUUUUGUAGUAUUUGAUUGUAUUUAGUAUACGAGCGUAAAGAACACGGACCGUUAAUUAAAGAACUUUGUGGCUUAAUGUUGAGGUAAUUUAAGAUGAUUAAAGGCUGUGUCUUUA
This is a messenger RNA of Pieris rapae (cabbage white), 3039 nucleotides long. Its product is annotated as trehalase. Gene Ontology annotation, molecular function: alpha,alpha-trehalase activity. The transcript is spliced from 2 exons. The record is from RefSeq and is a predicted model, not a curated record. Gene Ontology annotation, biological process: trehalose catabolic process. Bases 108 to 1865 code for a protein of 585 amino acids. NCBI's taxonomy places the organism in Eukaryota, Metazoa, Arthropoda, Insecta, Lepidoptera, Pieridae.